Molecule: messenger RNA, 423 nt
Organism: Striga asiatica
Lineage: Eukaryota; Viridiplantae; Streptophyta; Magnoliopsida; Lamiales; Orobanchaceae
Source: the annotation of a GenBank genome assembly
AUGAGUGGCCAGCGGCAAGCUACUUCAAAUGUAGUUAGUAGUUUUAUCAAGACGAAGUUCAGUAAUACAAAAACUUCAUAUAAUCCCGGUGAUAUCAUCGACGAUAUGCAACAUCGUUUCGGGAUAAACUUGUCAUACCACAAAGCGUGGCGUUCAAAGCGCAAGGCUGUGGAUGAGGUUAGAGGCAAUCCAAAUGAUUCAUACGAAUACGUACAUCAAUAUCUCGAGAAGGUGCUAUAUAUACACACGUAUCAAGAUUAUCCAAAAAUAGGGAGGUUGGUUGCCGGUAUCUCGGAAGACAACAAUUGCGGUGCUAACUGGUUCAACAUUUUCACUACUCUUUCCACCAUCUACAUUUCUUUGAUCCGCACCUACUUCAGACUGAUACAACAUUAUCUACCUCAACUAGAAAUUGAGUGUUGA